AUGUCUUCCAUGCUGUUGUGGAUCUUAACUUUUGCUUUUUUUUUUAAUUUAAUUUGUAGCUUAAUAGCUUCAAAUUUAACGACACUAAAAGAUGAAGAUUUUGAAAUUAUUUAUGAGUCUCACUCAAGAAAUUUGGUUAUUUUAAGUCAAAAUCCAAAAAAAUGUAACAAUGACACCUAUUAUAUAAAUGAUGAAUGUAAAAUUAUUAACCCUCAGAUAAAAGUUAAUAUGAAUAACGUUGAAACGUGUUUAAAUAAAAAUAAAUGUUCUCAUGUAGCAAAAUAUAUAUUUGAAAAUAUUAAUAUAGACAUAACUUCUGAACAAAUUUUUUCCAAAAAACUUCCUUGCAACAAUGAAAGUGAUGAAAAAAACUAUGAAUGUAAUAAGGAAUUAUUUAUAAAUGAAAAUAUGAAAUGCAUGUGUUGUAAAAAAGAGUUAUCAGAUUUUAUUAAAGAUGAAACAGAUAAUAAUGUAUAUGAAAAAUGCAAAAAUUAUAAUCAGUAUGUUUUCACUGAUUGCAAAUGCUUAUUAAAAAAUGUUGCAAAUGAUAGUAAUAUCUAUAUAAAUAAUUGUGAAAAUUUUACAUGUAAUGGAGGUUUAUGUACACUUAAAACAAAUGGAGAUCCAUUUUGUUCUUGUUUUGAUAAAUAUUAUUUUGAUAUGAAAAAAAAUGCAUGCGUAAAACAUGAAGAUGAAAAUGAUAUUCUAUUAUAUAAGGAUAAAAAUAAUAAUUCUGAAGAAAAUCAUAAAAACACAUCUACAAUUAAUGAAUCCUCAUCCAAUGAUAAUCCUGUAAAUUCUCUCACAACUUCCUUGACAAAAAAUAGGGAGAACGAAUUAAUAGAUAAUGGAAAUAAAAAGAAAACCAUAAAUAAUUCAUGCUCUAAAAAUCAUAUAAAAAAUAAGCAUGGAAUAUGUGAACAAAAAAAUAUUUUAGAAGAAUCAGUUUGUCUUAGAAUCGAAUGUUUUAAUGAUCAUGAGAAAUCAGAAUGUUUUUGCUUAAAUAAAAAUGGAGAAAAAAUAGAUUAUAACACUUUUGAUGUUUCUUAUAUAAGUACAUGUACCCUUAAUAACAUAAAUUGUGACAAUGGAAAAUGCAAUAAUUCAUUAAAAAAAGAUAAACUCGGUUGCAUUUGUGAUGAAAAUUAUAUAUAUGAUAAUGAUUUAAGAGUAUGCAUUAAUUUUUCCUUAAGAACUUUUCUAAAUUUCACAAUAAUUAUUGCAAUAUAUGCUAUAAUGUCAAUUAUAUGUUGA
This is a messenger RNA of Plasmodium gallinaceum, 1254 nucleotides long. RefSeq names its product conserved Plasmodium protein, unknown function. The record is from RefSeq and is a predicted model, not a curated record. Bases 1 to 1254 code for a protein of 417 amino acids. The transcript has a single exon. Lineage: Eukaryota; Apicomplexa; Aconoidasida; Haemosporida; Plasmodiidae.